UAAAGUUAACAUCAUUUCUGAAUCCGGUCUGUGUCUAGGAAUGGCCUCUGCUAACCCUUCCUGGUCCGAAAAGGACUUUUCAUGUUCCAUCUGUCAGGAUGUGUUUAGCAGCCCAGUUUCCACCCCAUGCGGACACAACUUCUGCAGAACCUGUAUUACAACGUUCUGGGAGGACCAAGUCCAGUACAAAUGUCCUUUGUGCAACAAGCUUUUCAACCCAAGACCUGAAUUACAGGUCAAUACCUUCAUAUUAGAGAUGGUUCAUCAGUUUAGAAGGUCUGUACGAGUGAAAGAGCAGCCCUGUGUUCCACCUGGGGAAAUUCCUUGUGACGUCUGUACCGGCACCCAGCUGCUGAAGUCUUGCCUGGAGUGCUUUAUCUCUUACUGCCACACCCACCUGGAGCCACAUCAGAGAGUCCCAGGCUUGAAGAGGCAUCUGCUGGUCGACCCUUUGGACCGCCUGGAAGACAGGGUGUGUAAGAAACACGGCCGACUCCUGGAGCUCUUCUGCCAGACUGACCAGGUGUGUGUGUGUGUGUUGUGCACAGUGAUGGAUCACAAGUCCCAUCCUGUUGUACCUCUGAAGGAAGAAUAUGAAGAGAAGGCGUCCCAGCUGUGGAAGAUAGAGGCUGAAGUUCAGCAGAUGAUCCAGGAGAGACAAGAAAAGAUUCAGGAGAUCAAAGACACAGUGGAUCUAAGCAAAGCUGACGCAGACAGACAGAUAUCCGAUGGCUUGCAGGUCCUAACUGGUCUGAAGCACUGCAUUGAAAAGUGGCAGGAUGAUCUCAUCCAAACGGUUAGAGAGAAACUGAAAUCCACAGAGAAAGAAGCUGAAGGCCUCCUCAAAGAGCUGGAGCAGGAAGUAGAAGAUCUGACCAAUAGAUGCUCAGAGGUGAAGCAGCUCUCACACACUGAAGACCACCGCCUCCUCCAACAGACCUUCAGAUCCCUGCAGGAUCCUCCACCCACCAGGGAGUGGACGACGGUGGAGGUCCGUCCUCCGUCAUACUUAGGGACCUUGAGGAGAUCCCUGGAUCAGCUGGAGGAGACACUGAACAUGGAGAUGAUCAAGCUGCGCGAUGCUGAACUAAAAAGGGUCCAGCAGUAUAAAGUCCAGCAGUAUAUGACUCUGGAUCCUGAUACAGCUCAUCCCAGUCUCAUCCUGUCUGAGGAUAGGAAACAAGUACAUGAUGGAGGUGGAAGGCAGAAACUCCCAGACAACCCUAAGAGAUUUAUGAAGGGUACAAAUGUUCUUACGAAGCAGAGCUUCUCCUUUGGGAGAUUUUACUUUGAGGUUCAAGUUAAAGACAAGACGGGAUGGUUGGUAGGAGUGGCCAGAGAGUCCGUCAACAGGAAAGGUGUCAUCACAACCACACCUGAUAAUGGCUACUGGACUAUCGUAUUCUACAACAAUGAGUUGAAGUUCAACGAUAACCCUGCUGUCCGUCUCCCUCUGAGAGCUGAGCUCAAGAAGGUGGGGGUGUUUGUGGAUUAUGAUGAGGGUCUGGUGUCCUUCUAUGAUGUGGAAGCCAGGGUUCAUCUCUACUCUGCUACUGAAUGCACCUUCACUGAGCGUCUCUAUCCAUUCCUCUGUCCAUGUUUACAUAAGGCUGGUAAAAACUCCUCCCCUCUGAUCAUCUCACCUGUCAAUCAAAUAGACUAGUGACAUAAGAAACCAGGUAAUGUUCUUCAUCAUCUUUUCAUCACCUACUGCUGUUGUGAACAGAGCAGUAGGAAUGCAGUUCUUCCAGUUUCUUUAUAAUUGGACCGACGGAGAGCAGAGAUUCUCAUUCAGGAGUUGUUAUGAUCUGCUGUUAUAGAUACAAAACCUAUUAUUAAUGAUUACACUACACAUUACAAAUAUAUAUACUGUUCCCUGUCUGUUUUCUCCUCAAUGCUUUCUAUAAACCUUAAUGCUAUACAAUUGUAAAGAGUUGUCGUCAGGUAAAAUAUGUUCACGGUAUCAAUUAUGAUAAUAUUCAAUUGUUUCUUAAGAAAACAUUAAAAAAAGUUGAUUGGGAUUACUGAUGUUCUAGAUUUAACAUUUUCGAUAGAUAAGGUACAUUUUCUUGUUCUUUAGAGAUGUGUGUAUUUUAAUGAAGUAUUUAAUGCUUAUACGUUGAACAUUUAUUCUUUGGUUUAUAAAGACUCAGUAGAUGAUAGGGAGACAUAAACAUGUACGUGUUCUAACUUGUUGCCUCGUGCUUUUAGGAUUCACUAGAGUUUGGUUUUAUUUACUUCUGUUGGAUUGUUGUUAUCGAUAUCUAUCUGGUUAUGUAGCGGUAGCUACAUGCUAAUCAUGUUAUUCGACUCUAUCAACUCUUGGUGUCAAUGCUAGUGACCGGACAAACAGAAUCAGUUUCCUGUUCACAUGGUUUCCUCAAUUUUGUGUUGUUGCAGAAUAAAAUACUACCGUCAUUGAGAAAUACAA
Gadus macrocephalus (Pacific cod) is the source of this 2431-nucleotide messenger RNA. RefSeq names its product E3 ubiquitin-protein ligase TRIM39-like. Gene Ontology annotation, molecular function: zinc ion binding; protein binding. The record is from RefSeq and is a predicted model, not a curated record. Lineage: Eukaryota; Metazoa; Chordata; Actinopteri; Gadiformes; Gadidae.